AUGACAGACCAAAAGCUUGUGUCCGUCCAGCAAAUCUCCAGCCACAAUUCCCCUAGCGAUUGCUGGGUAGUGGUCGACAAUCAAGUGUGGGAUGUGACCGACUUCUUGGAAGAGCAUCCAGGGGGAUCAACAGUAAUCCUCAAAUACGCCGGCAGAGACGCAACAAAAGCCUACUCAGAAGUGCAUGCGCCCAGCGUAAUGAAGAAUAACCUCUCUGCGCAAAAUUUCAAAGGCACCCUAGACCUGUCAACAAUCGAUGCCGAAUGGGCCCAACCACCACCAGAAGAGAAUCCCACGGUGAUACUGGAACAUGAGAAACCGCCCCUGCACACCCUGAUCAACGCGCACGAUUUCGAACACGUAGCCUCGAAAACAGCCAGCAAGAAGACAUGGGCCUUCUACUCCAGCGCCUCCACAGAUCUCAUUACGCGCGACGCAAACAAGUCCUGCUUCGACCGGACCUGGUUCCGGCCUCGCGUGCUGCGAAACGUCCGAGACGUGGAUACAACAACGACUAUCCUGGGCGGGAGUUAUAAGCUCCCGCUCUUUGUCAGUCCGGCUGCGAUGGCGAAAUUGAUUCACCCGGAUGGGGAGUGUGCCAUUGCACGGGCGUGUGGGAAGAAGGGGAUCAUGCAAGGCAUAUCGAAUAAUUCCUCCUAUACAAUGGACGAGCUCCGCACAGCAGCACCAGAAACCCCGUUCUUCUUCCAGCUCUAUGUAAACAGAGACCGCGCCAAAUCCGCCGCCCUUCUCCGGCAGUGCAAUGCAAACCCUAAUAUAAAGGCAAUCUUUGUCACUGUUGACGCAGCCUGGCCUGGGAAGCGUGAGGCGGAUGAACGCGUCAAAGCAGAUGAGACUCUCUCUGUCCCGAUGUCUCCCUCCAAGGCCCAGAAUGACAAGAAGGGCGGCGGACUAGGCCGCGUCAUGGCCGGCUUCAUUGAUCCGGGGUUGACAUGGGAGGAUUUGAAAUGGAUCAAGCAGCAGACUUCCAAACCGGUGUGUUUGAAGGGGGUCAUGUGUGCUGAUGAUGCGAUGCUUGCUGCUCAGGCUGGACUUGAUGGCAUUCUGCUGAGCAAUCAUGGUGGUCGGAACCUGGAUACUAGUCCCCCGUCCAUUGUGACCUUGCUGGAGAUUCAGCGACGGUGUCCGGAGGUUUUUGAGAGGUUGGAGGUCUACGUUGAUAGUGGAAUUCGGCGUGGGACGGAUGUGCUCAAGGCUGUUUGUUUGGGGGCUACUGCUGUGGGCAUGGGAAGGAGUGUGCUUUUUGCUACUAAUUAUGGACAGGACGGUGUUGAGCAUUUGGUUGAUAUCAUCCAAGACGAACUCGAAACCGCCAUGCGCAAUGUCGGUAUCACAUCCCUGGCGGAAGCUUCCCCAGAUCUCGUGCACACCGGUGACAUCGACCACCUCGUUCCGGCGUCCCGCUCACACCCAUACGCUCGGGCCAUAGCUAAAGGCCGGCGACCGGGCGCGAAGCUUUAG
This is a messenger RNA of Penicillium nucicola, 1482 nucleotides long. Its product is annotated as FMN-dependent alpha-hydroxy acid dehydrogenase. Bases 1 to 1482 code for a protein of 493 amino acids. The transcript is spliced from 4 exons. The record is from RefSeq and is a predicted model, not a curated record. Gene Ontology annotation, molecular function: heme binding; oxidoreductase activity. NCBI's taxonomy places the organism in Eukaryota, Fungi, Ascomycota, Eurotiomycetes, Eurotiales, Aspergillaceae.